Molecule: messenger RNA, 1740 nt
Organism: Tripterygium wilfordii
Lineage: Eukaryota; Viridiplantae; Streptophyta; Magnoliopsida; Celastrales; Celastraceae
Product: protection of telomeres protein 1a-like
Exons: 10
Coding region: 113-1495 (460 amino acids)
Biological process (GO): telomere capping; regulation of telomere maintenance via telomerase
Cellular component (GO): chromosome, telomeric region; nuclear telomere cap complex
Molecular function (GO): telomerase inhibitor activity; G-rich strand telomeric DNA binding
Source: RefSeq, a predicted model, not a curated record
UUGGUGAACGGCGCCUUUCAUGUCAAAUCCAAUGUUCACUCGGCUCUCGAACUGGCUAGGGUUUCAGUUUUGAUGAUUUUGAUUUUGAAGUCUCGAAUACAAAAAAAAAUAAAUGGGAAAGCUAAUAACCAUCAGAGAGGUGAGGAAUCACGUUGGGGAUUGGGUGGAUCUUCUUGGAGUUGUUAUGGAGUUCAGCUUUCCCAGGAUGAGCCAUGGAACUGAUUAUGUUUCCAUUUUGAAGAUAGUGGACCAGUCACAGCAGAAACCUGAGUUACCUGUACACGUUUUCGUGGAGGCACAACAUAAGCUUCCGAUUGCUCAGUCGUAUGGCGACUUGAUCUUACUCCGCCAUGUAAAGGUUGAGAUGUUUGAUUCCGAGGUCUAUGCCGUUUUUAAAUGGAAAUAUUCAUCUUAUGCCUUGUUCACUGGAAUGGAGACUCAAAAUGUAUUCUAUUAUCAAACUUAUUCACGAUUCCACUUAUCACCAUUGGACAAAAAUCUCGUGAGGGAUCUAAGAAGAUGGCUUGUUCUCAAUCAGCUACUUGAUUCAGGAACAAGUGAAUAUCUCGUAUCUUUGAGUGAUAUCAAAGAGAAUGUAUAUUUUGAUCUCGUAUGCAAGGUCCAAUAUGUCGCUCAUGACAGUCGUGAUGAUAUGUGGAUGCUUUUUGUGUGGGAUGGAGCUGAUGUCCCUCCAUUAAGCAUAGAGGGAAAUCUGAAAGAUGAAGAGAAAAAUCCACUGCCCUUACAAAUCGAGUGUUCUACUUUACCAAAUGAUAUCCUCCAAAAAUUUAAACACGUUGGAACUGUUUUAAGAGUAAAAGCAGAUGAGGUGCAUGAGAAUCUUGGUGUGUACUUCAGACCUGUGGAAAAGUGGAUUAGAAUUCGGAAUAUGGUUUGUCAAGUAUCUUCAGGAUUGUGGUACGGCCUCUUAGGACCUACUUCAAAAGUUAGACUUCUUUCAAACAAUGACGGGAUUGUCGUAGAUCGCAUAAGGAGAUUCCAAGAGAAGGCUAGAAAGGGAUGUCGUUCUUCUCUCUGGAGUUUUCUUUAUCCCAAUUGUUUAACUGAGAUAAACUACAGUGAUGUUCAGUUUGUGACUUUGAUGGAUGUUUUGGUUUACAAAGAGGUUUCGUCUGAUCCUUUAUUUUGUUGUGUUAUUCGUGUGAUUGCGAUUUGUCCUUCACUAGUUGAGGACUUCUAUCUACCUGAUAGACUUGAUGAACGUAGGAUGAGGUUGACGCUAGAGGACUCAACAGCAAGAAUACAUGCCAGUUUAGAUGACAAUGAAUGGGAAUAUUUUUUCGGCGAUUGUGCUACGGCUGAUUCAUUGGCCAUGAAGAUCAAGCAAUUGCUUGGGGUGCCCAGGCAUCAAAAUAUCAAUGAUGAUAGUACCUUUUUAAGACAUCCUCCAUGGAUUAGAUGUUGUAUUUCCUUGGAAAGUGAUAAUGAAGGGAAUCAGAUAUAUAAAUUGUGUGAUACUAAACUCUUGAUAUAGGUCUUGCAAGGUACAAAUAUACCUUCUAGCUCUUUUUGAUGGUGGUUGUAUAGCUUUAUCACUUGAUCCUUCUUUUAGGGUAUUUAUGUUUGUACAAGCUCUAUAUGUAUAUUUUUUGGUCAUUUGAGGCUACUUUAAGCAUUCUCGAGCAUCAUUUUGGAAAGCUGUAAACAAUGCAUAAUGGCUGAAAGUAUGUUCUCUGUACCGUCCUGUAUAAAUGUUCAUUUGUACAUGGUACUUUUGCA